UACAUUUCUCGCACCUACUGUCAAUUUCAAGGGAGGAAAAUGCUGAAAACUUCAAGCAAGACAACAACGUGGGCCAUGACAGAUAACAUCAUCGGUCCGUAGAUGCUUUCUCAUCAUUUGCAAAACGGUUAUUUUGUUGCUGUUAACAUUUCAAACUGAUAGAACAUUUCAGAAACAUUUGAGCAUGUUUCACCUUAUUAAGAAAGAGAAGGAGAAGGACCUGGGCAAGAAGGAGAGAAAAGAGAAGAAAGAGCGUAUGUCCCAGGCCGAGUUGAAGAGCCUGGAAGAGAUGAGCAUUCGUAGAGGAUUCUUCCACCUCAACCGAGGUAGCAUUAAGAGGGACUCUAAGGGAAGACUGGAGAUCUCUAGUCCUAUCCCAAUCAAGGUGGCUACCAACAUGGAGCUCAGCCUGACAGAUCUGGAGGUGGAGCACCUUCGCAGCGCCCUGGGGCAGGACAUGGGGCAGGACAUGGGGCAGGAAAUGGGGCAAAUGAGUGCAAGUCCCUCUGGUGAAGACGUGAAGUUAAAUGAACUGGACCUUCAGCGCAGCUCUGUAAAGGAGAGAGCGGCCAGGUUUGGGGAACUGAACUCCGCGGCUACCCAGAGGCACGUGUCUUUUUCCCAGAAGGAGGCUUCGCAUCUGUAUCGGCAAAACUGGAGAAGAUCUUCUUUCAAGUGCCGCUCCAAGCCAAACUUCCGUAAGGUUCACAUUCCUGAGAUGGUGGAGAAGACCUUCCCAGGUGCUGACCUACAGUUGCCCAUUCUUGUUGCUCCACCAAUACCAGAUCCAAGGGAGCUGGAGAUACAGCGGCGCAAUACUGGGGAUUUCGGGUUCUCUUUGCGGAGAACCACCAUGCUAGACAGGCAGCCUGAUGGCGGGGUGUGUCGGCGCGUUGUGCACUUUGCCGAACCAGGUGCCGGAACAAAGGACCGGGCUCUAGGUCUGGUUCCAGGAGACAGGCUGGUGGAAAUAAACGGGAUCAAUGUGGAGAACAAGAACCGGGAUGAGAUAGUGGAAAUGAUCCGUCAGUCUGGAGAGUCGGUCCGGCUCAAGGUGCAGCCCAUUUUGGAGCUGAGUGAGUUGAACCGCAGCUGGCUGAAGAACACUGAAGGCCUUCACAAAGAUUUCCCUGAGGUAAAGGAGACAUCUUCUGCCUCUGUGGCCCCCGAUGGUAAACCGUCCCCUGUUGCCCUUCCCCAGGCUCAGUCUUCAACCAAUGAACAGGUCCCACAGCUGACUCCCUCUGAGGAGGAUCACAAGCGUGUGAGGAGGAUCUUCGCCGCAGAUGCCAGGGGCCGUAAAUCCUCUCAGUCGAAGCUUGUUGAGGACCCUGUGGCCGUCCUUCAGGCAGCGCACUCGGCUGCAUCUCAGGCGAAGACAGAGGAGCAGCUGGCGGCAGAGACGGCCUGGUACAACAAAGAGAAAGUAUGGCUGGUCCACAAGGAUGGAUUCUCUAUUGCAACUCUCCUGAAGGCGAAGCCAGGCAGUCUGCCAGAGGGGAAGGUGAAAAUCCGCCUGGAGAGUGAUGGAUCUUUAUUGGAUGUGGAUGAAGACGACGUAGAGAAGGCAAACCCUCCGAUGUUUGACCGAGUGGAGGACCUGGCCUCCCUGCAGUAUUUGAAUGAGUCGAGCGUGAUGCACUCGCUGAGGCAGCGGUACGGCGGUAACCUGGUGCACACCCACGCCGGGCCCAACAUGGUGGUCGUUAACCCCAUUUGCGCCCCCUCGAUGUACUCUGAGAAGGUGAUGCAAAUGUUCAAGGGCUGCAGGAGAGAGGACACGGCCCCUCACAUUUACAGCAUGGCCCAGGCUGCCUAUAGGAACCUCCUCACCACUCGCCAGGAUCAGUCCAUUGUCCUGCUGGGCAAGAGUGGUGGUGGCAAGACCACCAACUGUCAGCACAUGAUCCAAUACCUGAUCAGUGUCGCUGGCAGCACCAACAAAACAUUCUCCUCGGAGAAAUGGCAGGCCGUGUACACCGUUUUGGAGGCAUUUGGGAACGCCUCUACCUGUAUGAAUGGGAAUGCUAGUCGUUUCUCUCAUAUUGUUUCCUUGGACUUUGACCAGGCAGGCCUGGUAACAUCCGCCUCUAUCCAGACCAUGCUUCUGGAGAAGAUGAGGGUGACCAGAAGACCAGAAGGAGAGUCCACUUUUAACGUCUUUUACUACCUGAUGGCGGGAGUAGACAGCUCUCUCAGAACUGAGCUGCAUAUGAAUCACUUUGCGGAAAACAAUAUGUUCGGAAUCAUGCCUCAGACUAAGACUGAAGAUAAGCAGCGGGCCUCGCAGCAAUUCUCCAAGCUGCAGGCAGCCAUGAAGGUUCUGGGGAUCAGCGGGGAUGAGCAGAGGGCCUUCUGGCUUGUCCUCGGGGCCAUUUACCACCUCGGAUCUGCAGGAGCUACUAAGGCUGGCAGGAAACAAUUUGCACGUCACGAGUGGGCCCAGAAGGCGGCCUACCUGCUGGGCUGCACCCUGGAGGAGCUCUCCUCUUCCAUCUUCAAGCACCAGGCCAAGGGCACGCUGCCCAGAGCCAGCUCCAUCCGCCAGGCCUGCGACGAAAAUGGCACGGCGGACUCAGGAUCCAAGGCUUCGGGCAUGGACUGUUUAGAGGCCAUGGCCUCAGGGCUUUAUUCUGAGCUCUUCACUAUUCUCAUUUCUUUAAUAAACAGGGCCUUGAAAUCCAACCAGCACUCCCUGUGCUCUUUGCUCAUCGUGGACACACCAGGCUUUCAAAACCCCCGGCUUGCUAAGCGCGAAUGCGGCGCAACCUUUGAGGACCUGUGCCACAACUACACUCAGGAACGCCUGCAUUCCCUCUUCUAUCAGCGCACCUUCGUUCAGGAGUUGGACAGAUACAAAGAGGAGAACAUAGAGCUGGCUUUAGAUGAUACAGAGCCCAGCACCUCCCUGUCCAUAGCAGUGGUGGACCAAGCCUCAAGUCAAGCACUGGUGCGGACGGUGAGGACAGAUGAAGCGCGGGGCCUGCUGUGGCUGUUGGAGGAGGAGGCUCUGCAGCACGGGGGGUCAGAGGAAACCCUGUUGGGACGUCUCUUCAGCUACUAUGGGCCUGCUGAGGGCGAAAGUAAAGGUCACACUUUCCUCUUGAAGAGUGAAAAGGAUCAUCAUUUCCUGCUUGGCCACAGUCACGGGACCGACUGGGUGGAGUACGAUGCCUGCGGGUGGCUGAACUACGCCAAGCUGAAUCCUGCAUCUACCAAUGCUACAAGCCUGCUGCAGGACUCCCAGAAGAAGAUCAUCAGCUCGUUGUUCAUGAGCCGAACUGCCGGAGCCACCGUUCUGUCCGGUUCUGUCGCUGGCCUUGAAGGCGUUUCCCAACUUUCCUUGCGCCGGGCCACUAGCAUGAGGAAGAGCUUCACCACGGGGGUUGCUGCUAUCAAGAAGAAAUCCUUAUGUAUCCAGAUAAAGCUUCAAGUGGAUGCUCUCCUUGACAUGGUGCGCAGGUCCAGGAUUCACUUCGUUCACUGCAUAUUGCCCAAGGCAGAUGCCCUGAAGGCCCUGAGUGGAUCCUUGUUCAAAGCAGGGGAAUGUGAGGCUCAAGGGGAGGCUGGAGAUCCCGGCUUAAUGCAGCUAGAUGUAGCCUUGCUCCGUGCUCAGCUGCGUGGCUCCAAGGUUCUGGAUGCUCUCCGGAUCUACAGGCAAGGUUACCCCGAUCACAUGGUGUUCUCCGAGUUUCGCCGGCGCUUUGAUGUGCUGGCACCGCACCUCACCAAGAAGCUCGGGAGGAAUUACAUCGUUAAGGAUGAGAGGAGAGCUGUGGAGGAGCUGCUGGAGUCCUUGGAUUUGGAGAAGAGCAGCUACCACAUGGGUCUCAGUAGGCUGUUCUUCAGAGCCGGCACCUUGGCUAAACUGGAGGAACAACGGGACGAGCAGACUAAGCGUAAUCUGACACUGUUCCAAGCUUCCUGCAGGGGAUACCUGGCACGGCAAGCAUUCAAGAAGAGAAAGAUCCAGGAUCUAGCUAUCCGCUGCGUCCAGAAAAACAUCAUGAAGAAUCGCGGCGUGAAGGACUGGCCGUGGUGGAAGCUCUUCACCACCGUGCAGCCCCUCAUUAAAGUCCAGCUCACAGAGGAGCAGAUGCGGAACAAAGAUGAGGAGAUACAGCAGCAGAAAUCGAAGCUGGAGAGGGUGGAGAAGGAGCGGAAUGAGCUGAGACUGAACACGGAUCGAUUAGAGAGCAGGAUCUCAGACUUGUCGGCAGAACUGGCUGAUGAGAGAAGCACUAGUGAGUCAGCAUCCCAGUUGCUGGAGACUGAGACUUCAGAGAGACUUCGCCUGGAGAAGGAAAUGAAGGAUAUACAGGCCAAGUUUGACGCCAUGAAGAAACAGAUGGAAUCGCAGGAGAUGGAGGUGAUGGAAGCUCGGCUCAUGAAAGCCUCAGAUCUUAAUGGGGAGAUGGACGAUGACGAUGAUGCGGGAGGUGAGUGGCGGAUAAAAUACAACCGGGCCAUUCGUGAAAUGGAUUUCACCAAAAAGAAACUUCAGCAGGAGUUUGAUGAGAAGCUGGACACAGAGCAGCAGGGCAAAAGACAUGUCGAGAGAAGGCUGGCUGAUUUGCAGACAGAUAAUGAGGAUGUGCAGCGCUCUGUGCAGCAGCUGAAGAAGAAGUGCCAGAAAAUGACGGCGGAGCUUCAGGACACAAAGCUUCACCUGGAGGGCCUGCAGAGCCGCAACCACGAUCUGGAGAAGAAGCAGAGGAAAUUUGACCUGGAGCAGAACCAGGCUCAGGCAGAAGUACAAAGAGAGAGGACCCAGAGGGAGAAGCUGGCACGAGAGAAGGACUUAAUGACUGGUGAGAUGUUUAACCUCCGCCAGCAGCUGCAGAACAAGGACGAUGAAUUGUGCUCGACGAACAUAAAGGUGCAGCAGCUGGAGGCAGAGCUGCAGGAUCUGUCCUCCCAGGAGUCCAAGGACGAGGCCUCGCUGGCAAAGGUCAAGAAGCAGCUCCGUGACCUUGAGGCCAAAGUUAAAGACCAGGAGGAGGAGCUGGACGAACAAGCGGGAAGCAUCCAGAUGCUGGAGCAGGCUAAGCUGCGGCUUGAGAUGGAGAUGGAGAGGCAAAGGCAGACCCACUCCAAAGAUAUCGAGAGUAAGGAUGAAGAGGUUGACGAGAUCAGGCAUUCUUGCAGUAAGAAGCUGAAACAGAUGGAGGUGCAGCUGGAGGAGGAGUAUGAAGACAAGCAGAAAGUGUUGCGUGAGAGGAGAGAGCUAGAGUCCAAACUGCUCAACGCCCAGGACCAGGUGGGCCAGAGGGAUGUUGAGACAGAGAAGAGGCUGAGGAAAGACCUGAAGAGAACCAAAGUCCUUCUGGCUGAUGCACAGAUUAUGCUUGACCACCUGAAGAGCAACGCCCCCAGCAAGAGGGAGAUUGCCCAGCUUAAAAAUCAACUAGAGGAAUCAGAGUUCACUUCCGCAGCAGCAGUGAAGGCUCGAAAGAGCAUGGAGAUUGAAAUAGAGGACUUGCAUAUCCAAAUGGAGGAUGUGGUCAAAACUAAGAUGUCGCUGGAAGAGCAGGUCAGCCGUCUGCAGAGGGAGAAGAACGACCUGCAGUCCCGUAAUGAGGAGGAUCAGGAAGACAUGAAUGAGCUGAUGAAGAAACACAAAGCUGCAGUUGCCCAGUCUGCCAGGGACUUGGGCCAGAUCAGUGACCUGCAGGCCCAGCUGGAAGAAGCCACAAAGGAGAAGCAGGAGAUCCAAGAAAAGCUUCAUUCGCUGCAGAGCCAGCUAGAGUUCCAAGAACAAUCCAUGGUGGAGAAGUCUCUUGUGUGCCGUCAGGAGGCCAAGAUCCGUGAGCUGGAGACAAAGCUGGAGUACGAGAGGACGCAGAUCAAACGCUUGGAGAGCCUGGUGGGUCGUCUGAAGGAGAACCUCGAAAAGUUGACAGAGGAGAAAAACCAACGCAUCGCAGCGGAAAACAGGGAAAAGGAACAGAAUAAGCGAAUGCAGAGGCAGAUAAGGGACAUGAAAGAAGAAAUGGGAGAGCUGUCCAAGAAGGAGUCCGAGGCGAGUCGGAAGAAGCACGAACUGGAAAUGGACAUCGAGAGCUUAGAGGCUGCAAAUCAGAGCUUACAAGUGGACCUCAAGCUGGCCUUCAAGAGGAUAGGCGACCUUCAGGCUGCCAUAGAGGACGAGAUGGAGAGCGAUGACAAUGACGACUUAUUCAACAGUUUGCAAGACAUGGUGACAAAAUAUCAGAAAAGAAAGAACAAAACUGGGGAUGAAACAGAAACUGACUCCGAGGUGGAGGACCGUGUGGAUGGAGUUAAGACCUGGCUCUCGAAGAACAAAGGAUCUACCAAGACCCUGUCAGAAGAGGGCAGUCUAAAGAGCACCAGAUAUGCAGCAAAUGCAGACACCAAAGAGGUGAAAGAAGGUAAGGAAAAGACGACUGACGGAAGUAAAGACGCAAAAGAGGUAGAGCCGAACAGAUCAGUGUCUGUCAUGAGUUCCUUGAGCUACAGGAAGCGUUCCAACCUGAAAGACUCCAUAGGGGGGACAGGUGAUGAGAGCUUCUUGUUUAGCAGUCUCAAAGAACAGCCUGAUGCACCAGACCAGGCCUCCAUUCGCAAAGCCAAGGCAAAGAGCCAGGCACAGGAAGACUUAGAUGACAAAGGCUCCGUCAUCUCCAUGGCUUAUUCUGAAGCUGCCAGCAGAGCCAGGAAGGGUCUGGAGUCACGUUGGGCCUCCCGCAGUAGCCCGGAAUUUGAUAAGGAAUCCAUAGUGUCCUCAGUGGCUCCCAGCAGGAUGUCCACCAGGAGGGGCAUGGCAGACAUGGAUGAUGACAACAAGUCUACUAUCAGCAGUGUAAGUCGAUCCAGCCCUAGGGGGUUACAUCGCAGCAGCUCUUGGAAGGACGAUAGACGCAGUAGCUCACGCCUGUCCGUUGCCCGCAGCUGUGGUCUCAGUGAAUUCGGCUUGCGUACAGCAGACAGUGAUGAUGACGACAAUGAUGAUCGCCAUAGUGUUGCUUUUACUGAAGGAGGAAGUUCCUCCUUCAGUCCCCGUUCCCUCAGUCGCAGCUUUUCUAACCCUGGCCAAUCACGCGCAUCAGACGGAAAUCUUGCAGAGUCAUCUGACAUAAAGUCCGUCACCCACCGAAACUACUUGGACCCUGACUUGGAGGCGGCCAUCAAUGAGGUGCUGAGCUUCAAACCCAUUAAGUUCAAGCGCAGCAAGCUUGACGAGUCGAGCGGGGAGGAAGAAGACGAGAAGAAGGGGCCAGUGGGCGAGGAAAGUAGGAAGAGGGGAGAAGACGAUGGGCUAGGCUCCAGCCUGCUUCGCUCAGCGUCGGGCUCCGCUCUGGAUUACAGCAAUCGCUCAUCAAGCACCAUGAGCACUAGCAGCUCCCGCAGUCGGAAAGAUAAAAAAAGCAAAGUCUCUCUGUCCGAUGACUCUUCCUCCUCCUCCUCCUCCUCUUCCGAUGAUCGCCACAGCAGAAAGAGCUCGAGAGGGAAGAAGGGCAAGAAGUCCAAGAAGAGAUCUAAGAAGAAGCAAAGCGAGUCGGAGGACUCCUCUUCCUCCUCAAAGACAUCCGAGUCCUCUUCCUCCGACUCCACCAUCUCCUAUCGCAGCUCUAGCAGUGUUAAAAGGGCCCCGAAACAACCGUCUGACGAUGAUGAGCAGGAGCCUGCAGGCCGUGGGACAACUAGCAAGAAGGAAACCAAGAAAAAGCAGAAGAAGUUGGAAAGCUUGAUGAUGAAGUACCGCUACAAGCCUGACAGUGACUGAUACCAACACCAAAAGUCCUCCUGUGAGCCGCAGACACCUGAGUCUCGGCAGAUCUGAUGAAGAGGACGAGGCGGACAGCAAGCAGUCGCUGAGGCAGAGCGACGACGGAGGCACAGUGGCAGAGAGCACAUCGUAACCCAGACUCUGGUCACCUCGUGACAUCAGACACAGGAGGGAUUAUUUCCCUCCAAUUUAUUCAGUACUUCUCAGCCAGAAAGACAGGCCUCCAGAGGCAUGGACAGAUAAGAGGCUUCCAUGUGUUCUAUGUGCUUUUUCUGUUUCAUAUUAACAAAACCUACUAAAGAAGUAAAGGAAGGUGGUAUCAGAUGCUGCUUGAUUUAUAAUAACUGCUUUUCAGGCUACUUCAUGCUCUCCUCUUGACUCGCCACAUCGCUCUGCCAAGAGGAUUUAGAUAAGCUACAUUUCUCCAAGAAGCUCUGACCGGCUAUUAAGACAAAGUUCUUAUCUCUGCCCCUUAAUGUGGACUAGCGCGGUGGGAGGUAUUAACCCAUUUUAAUUAAUUAUCUCGCUGUAAGUUAACGCGUGGCUCUUGUUCCAAGUUCAGAUAUGCAUCAUUUAAACAAAGUGAUGCUAGGUCAUGAUUACUGACUUGAACAAGGAACACACGUUUUUAUUUGAACAAAGCUGUUAGAUGUGAUAUAUGUGUUUAAAAAGCUGAGGCAUGGAUUUAAGAUUUUAUAGCAAUAUAUAAAUGAUUAUAUAAGGAAUCGAAGCCUUUACAUGAGUGUGAUCUUCAAAUGAAUUAAGAUUUCAUUUCCUUGAGAUAAGGUUUAUUUCAUAUCCCUGAUUUAUUCUUGUAUUCUCGUGAAGUUCAAUCUGUAAUACUUUAGUCCACUUGUGUAUUAUUAUAGGAUGAAAGGGAAUAUGUUUCUUUGCUAUUAUAAGGAGUUUUCUGUAGCGUAUUUUAAAAGAUGCAUUAACACUGGAUUUUCACUUUAUAUCAUAAAUUAAAUUAAACCUCGUUUUAAUGAAUAAUAACCAGUAUAUAAUUCAUAUCAAUAUUUCAAUUGCAUAUUUAUGUUCGCAGAUUGUCUUGAACAGAGGGAUCUUUUCGUCAUAUUGCUUCAUUAAGCCGUAAAUUAAUGACAUCCUUUUCAUCACAAUAUAGUCCUCCAGUUGGUGCCAAAGACAUUGUUCAUUAAACCGGUUAUAUUUUACAUGUACGAAAAAUUGGGAUUGACCCAUGACUACCAAUGAGUUUUAGUCGUAUCAGGAAAUUGUGUUAUUCCCAGGCUGUGUUACCGGGGGGUCAAACCAUAAAAUAAUUAUGCCAAGAAUACCCUUCAAUUAAAGGCAGUCUGCUUUAAGAACACCCUUAUAUGUGGCUGAUUGUACUCAUGAAACUCGCUGGUUGCUUCUACUUUUGGCCUUACAGAAUUUGAAUGAUAUCCGCAGAUGAUUGUGAUCUUGUGAACUUUAAAUUACGUAUAUAUAGAUAUAUAGGUAAAUAAAACAGCAUGUACAGUACAUGUGCAUGUCUGCUCGUGUGCAAAGAAAAUGUUCAAGUGUCUGGCUUGCUAUUUGCAUAUCUUUACAGAAAAAGGCAUUUCAUUUCAUGUCUUAUUUUUUCCCUUAUUUUCCACCCAUGAAUAUUAAUGUUUAGGAACUUUGAUGUCAGUGGUUCAGAAUAGACUUGUUAAAUGAUUUUUAUUUUUAAGUUGUAUUGCCUCUCGGUUGGAGUUUUUUGGCAUUAGACGUUUCAAAAGUUUAUAAAUUACAUCUCUUGAAAAGGCUUGUCUGUUUUUAUUAUUGACCAGAUCAUUUGUGGUAUGAGUGCUUUUGGGAUUUUUUUGGUAAAUAAAUUCAGCUGUUUGUUUACAGAAUCAAUGUUG
Messenger RNA from Eleginops maclovinus (Patagonian blennie), 9600 nucleotides. Its product is annotated as unconventional myosin-XVIIIa-like. The transcript has 46 exons. Gene Ontology annotation, biological process: actomyosin structure organization. Gene Ontology annotation, molecular function: cytoskeletal motor activity; actin filament binding; ATP binding. The record is from RefSeq and is a predicted model, not a curated record. Lineage: Eukaryota; Metazoa; Chordata; Actinopteri; Perciformes; Eleginopidae. The coding region runs from base 185 to 7747 and encodes 2520 amino acids. Gene Ontology annotation, cellular component: myosin filament; cytoplasm; myosin II complex.